GGUUGCUGAGCGGGCCUGGGCUCCCAGGUCGCGGCGCCUCCCGCCUGACCGUCUCUAAUCUGCAAUUGUCGCGCCCGGAGCGAACUGACCCGAGCCCGCGCCGGACGGGCGGGCUGGACUGAGAGGGCCCCCUGAGCUGGUGUCAGGUGCCCCAGGCACUGAGGAUCUUACCGGGAGGAGGCGGACGGAGCUAGGGGCCAGUGAAAUGGCAGACGAAGCCUUAGCUGGGCUGGACGAGGGAGCCCUUCGGAAGCUGCUGGAGGUCACGGCAGAUCUGGCAGAGCGGCGCCGCAUCCGUUCGGCCAUCCGAGAGCUGCAGCGGCAGGAGCUGGAGCGCGAGGAGGAGGCCCUGGCAUCCAAGCGCUUCCGUGCCGAGCGGCAGGACAACAAGGAGAACUGGCUGCACUCCCAGCAGCGGGAAGCUGAGCAGCGGGCCGCCCUGGCACGGCUGGCGGGACAGCUGGAGUCCAUGAAUGAUGUGGAGGAACUGACCACGCUGCUGCGAGGUGCUGCGGAAUACGAGGAACGCAAGUUGAUCCGAGCCGCCAUCCGCCGCGUCCGGGCUCAGGAGAUCGAGGCUGCCACCGUGGCCGGGAGGUUGUACAGCGGGCGUCCCAACAGCGGCUCGCGAGACGACGGCCAGGGACGGGCGGAGGCACACAGGCUGGAACGGCGUGAGGUGCCACAGCGAGAGGAACAGGAGCAGCAAGCAGAGGUCCUAGAGCCAACCCCAACCCCCCCUGAGGUCAUCAGCCAGGAUGUGACCUCAGUAACACUCCUGCUGAGGGCCCCUGCCGGAGGCACACCCAGCUCAGCCGCCUCACCGGACAGCUCCCCCCGCACUGCCUCUCCCGAGCCUCCCGUGGAGCCUGCUGGGCCGCAGUGCCCCGCUGCUGAGGCUCCAGGCAGCCCUGAGCCACCCGCCAGCCCCCCCAGGGCCACCGCCAGCCCUGAGCCCCAGGAGCCACCAGCCUCUUCCAGCCCCGAGAGGCAGGUGACCAACAAGCUCCUGCCUGGUCCCACAGAGCCCCCUGCUGCCCAGGACCCUGUCAGAGGCCCCUCUGACACAAAGAGAGCAGACCCUGCUGGACCCCGAUCCUGCCAACGCUCCCUGUCCGUGCUCAGCCCCCGCCAGCCAGCCCAGAACCAAGAGUCCACCCCCCUUGCCACCGGACCUUCCCAGUUCCAGCGGGCUGGCUCUGUGCGGGACCGCGUCCGCAAGUUCACAUCCGAUUCUCCCACGACUGCCCGGCUCCAGGACGGCCCACCCCAGGCCUCCCUCGGUCCCCAGACCCCUGCGAAGCUCCUGGGCCCCUCCCUCAUCAGCACCACCCCUGCCUCCUCCUCCAGCGGCUCCUCCUCUCGGAGCCCCGGUGGCAACAUCUCCUCCCGGUUCAGCAAGGAGCCACGAGGAAUAGCUCGGCCCCUGGCCCAGCUUCAAAGCUGCCCCCGAGAGGAGGGCCCUCGGGGGCGGGGCUUGGCUGCCAGGUCCCUUGAAAACAGAGCAGGGGGGCCCGGGGCCUGCUCAGAGGAGCCCAGUGCCCCGCAGCCCGUGGCUGUCGGCACUGCUGCCGAGCCCGGGGGCAGUAUGAAGACCACAUUCACCAUCGAGAUCAAGGAUGGCCGUGGCCAGGCCUCCACGGGCCGGGUCCUGCUGCCCACGGGCAACCAGAGGGCAGAACUGACGCUGGGGCUGCGGGCGCCCCCCACGCUCCUCAGCACCAGCAGUGGAGGCAAGAGCACCAUCACCCACAUCAGCAGCCCCGGGACCCUGACCCGGCUGGGCAGUGUCACUCAUGUCACCAGCCUCAGCCAUGCCUCCCCUGGUAACCGAGGAGGCUGCAGCUUCAAGAUGGAGCCAGAGCCAGCGGAGCCCCCCUCCGUGGCUGUGGAAGCAGCCAAUGGCACAGAGCAGACCCGGAUGGACAAAGCACCAGAGGGGCGGACCCCACUGAGCGCCAAGGAGCUGAUGGCUAUCGAGGAUGAAGCAGUCCUGGACAAGAUGCUGGAUCAGACCACGGACUUUGAGGAACGGAAGCUCAUCCGAGCCGCGCUACGUGAGCUCCGACAAAGGAAAAGAGACCAGCGGGACAAGGAGCGGGAGCAGCGGCUGCAGGAGGCACGAGCCCGGCCAGGGGAGGGCCGAGGCAACACAGCCACCGAGACCACCACGCGACACAGCCAGCGGGCAGCCGAUGGCUCGGCCGUCAGCACCGUCACCAAGACUGAGCGGCUCGUCCACUCCAAUGACGGCACGCGGACGGCCCGCACCACCACGGUGGAGUCGAGUUUCGUGAGGCGCUCGGAGAAUGGCGGUGGCAGCACCAUGGUGCAAACCAAGACCUUCUCUUCGUCCUCCUCCAAGAAGAUGGGCAGCAUCUUCGACCGCGAGGACCAGACCAGCCCGCGGCCCGGCAGCCUGGCGGCGCUCGAGAAACGCCAGGCGGAGAAGAAAAAAGAGCUGAUGAAGGCGCAGAGCCUGCCCAAGACCUCGGCGUCCCAGGCGCGCAAGGCCAUGAUAGAGAAGCUGGAGAAAGAGGGCGCCGCGGGCAGCCCGGGCGCGCCCCGCGCAGCCGUGCAGCGCUCCACCAGCUUCGGGGUCCCCAACGCCAACAGCAUCAAGCAAAUGUUGCUGGAUUGGUGUCGCGCCAAGACACGUGGCUACGAGCACGUGGACAUCCAGAACUUCUCCUCGAGCUGGAGCGACGGCAUGGCCUUCUGUGCCCUGGUGCACAACUUCUUCCCCGAGGCCUUCGACUACGCGCAGCUCAGCCCCCAGAACCGGCGCCAGAACUUCGAGGUGGCCUUCUCGUCGGCUGAGACCCAUGCGGACUGCCCGCAGCUCCUGGAUACAGAGGACAUGGUACGGCUUCGAGAGCCCGACUGGAAGUGCGUGUACACGUACAUCCAGGAGUUCUACCGCUGUCUGGUCCAGAAGGGACUGGUAAAAACCAAAAAGUCCUAACCCCUGCUCGGGGCCCCACGGAUGCUGGUGGACUGCGUGCCCCUGGUCGAGGUCGAGGACAUGAUGAUCAUGGGCAAGAAGCCCGACCCCAAGUGCGUCUUCACCUACGUGCAGUCGCUCUACAACCACCUGCGGCGCCACGAGCUGCGCCUGCGCGGCAAGAACGUCUAACGCGCCCCGCCCGCGGCCGGCCACCGCCCCCCACGCUCCCGGCACUGUCCUCCCCGCCCCCCCGCCCAGGGAGCCUGCCCACCGCCGCCCCGUCUGUCGCAACACCCUCCCCCGCCUACACACGCAGCGUUUUGAUAAAUUAUUGGUUUCCAGUCA
Molecule: messenger RNA, 3292 nt
Organism: Lepus europaeus (European hare)
Lineage: Eukaryota; Metazoa; Chordata; Mammalia; Lagomorpha; Leporidae
Gene: SMTN
Product: smoothelin
Exons: 21
Coding region: 206-2965 (919 amino acids)
Biological process (GO): actin cytoskeleton organization
Cellular component (GO): filamentous actin; microtubule organizing center
Molecular function (GO): protein binding
Source: RefSeq, a predicted model, not a curated record